Molecule: messenger RNA, 1942 nt
Organism: Manihot esculenta (cassava)
Lineage: Eukaryota; Viridiplantae; Streptophyta; Magnoliopsida; Malpighiales; Euphorbiaceae
Product: dnaJ homolog subfamily C member 17
Exons: 4
Coding region: 294-1163 (289 amino acids)
Molecular function (GO): RNA binding
Source: RefSeq, a predicted model, not a curated record
ACCUCUAAUUUAUAAUUUAUCUCAACAAAAGAACCACAGCCGCCCACCCCGAAAUCCCAUUCUCGAUUAUUCAGUUCCAGUCCAGCCGCUCGACCUCCAGCAUUUCCCUCAUCGCCGUUCCCCGCCCCCAGCCAUCCUCUCCUGGCUCUUAUCGCCGUCCUCUCUCCAGCCGUUCCUCGACGUGCUCGACUCCAGCGCCGUCCUCAUCUCAAGCCGUUCCUCGGCCGUCUGUUAUUCUCCUUCAAGUCCAGGUUUGAUCUGUUAGUAAGCUUAGGUAUAUAUUGUGACAGAGAAUGGAUCUUGACCUUGAUCAUUAUAAGGUUUUGGGGCUACCCUCAGGUGAGGAGGGGGCUAAGCUUACAGAGAAGGAGAUAUCAAAAGCUUAUAAGUUGAAGGCGUUGGACUUGCAUCCGGAUAAAAGACCAGAUGAUCCGAAUGCCAAUGAAAAUUUCCAAAAGCUUAAGCGUUCAUAUGAGAUUCUCAAAGAUGAGAAAGCACGAUCAUUAUUUGAUGAUUUGCUUCGAGUUAAGAGGGAGAGGCAUUUUCGCACAUCUCAAAAGGAUUCCAAGAGACAAAAGAUGGUUUCUGAUCUUGAAGAAAGAGAGCGGUCUGCCUUUUCACCAGACCCUGCUGCCAGGGCUCGGGAGGAAGAGGAUAGGAUUGUUAGGAAGCUUAAAGAAGAGAUAGCAAGAAUACGUGCAAUGCAUGCAAAUAAAGGAGCACCUGCAGCAUCAACUUUGAAGACAGAGACAGAAGGUGUGACAAAGGAGAGAGCGAGUAAUCCAGAUAGGGAGAAGAUGCUUAAGGUUUCUUGGGACAAAGGUGGUGAGGAUUAUACCUCAGAAAGGUUGAAAGAGUUGUUUUCAAGAUUUGGUGAGGUUGAGGAUGUGGUAAUCAGCAGUUCCAAGAAAAAGCGCUCUGCACUUGUUCAAAUGGCAACUAAAGAAGCAGCUGUUGCCGCAAUGGGAACUGUUUCUGGCUCUCUAUCUAAUCCUCUUCUAGUUGUACCUAUUAAACCGGCUACCACAACAGAGUUUCCAAGUGUGCAACAGCCUGUGGAAUCUGCUCGGCUAAAUAGUUUGGUGGGCACUGGUUACAAGGCAUAUGAGGAUUCCAUCUUAGAGAAACUCCAAAAGGCUGCAGCAGCAAAAAACCAAAAAUGACAUGCAACAGUGUUUUGAUAUUCAGUAUUGAAUUAAUGCUUGGAUCUUCCCCGGCCCCAACAUGAAGGUAUUAUGAUCCCACAUUCUCACUGUUUGCAUGAGCAUGGUGUUGUACUUCCAAGUUUUGAUUGCUCAAGUAGCCCCCCGUACUUGACCGUUUGAAACAUCCUUCAACCAAAGGGCAGUUUUGCGUCCAUUUAAAAAGUGUGUUGUGUGACAAGGAAGAGUUUUCUAUGUGUUUUAAGUAUGAUUCCUGGGGCCUGUUAGGGUUUAUAAGGUAUUUUCUCACAAAAUGUCUCUAGUAGAAACCAUUAUAAUUAAUGUUGAUUGAUUUAGGUCUUGUUAUUCGACUUACAGGGCCAGAUUAUUCAAUGGCCUUCCAGAUGGUUGCAUCAACGAAGUUUGCCGACUCCUUUCAAAAUAUGAAAUUAUUACGAGGCUACAUUUUUCUUUGUGUAGUUUGUGCAACUUAUUAUCACUGGGUGGGGUUGGCAAUUCUGAGACCAGGUUUUGGGUUAACUUUCAAUUGCAUCUAUUUUAGGAGAGUAACCCUCAGAGUUGUUGCCUUAUAUCAAAUGCCUGUAUCUUACUAUUCGAUAUUUCAUGAGUACACAAACUGAUACUUUGUUAGGUGUGGUACGUCACCACGUGAAUAAUGUUGUAGUGAGACGCAAAUGAUAUGUCUCAGUAAAUUACAAGAGAAAUAAUUUUAUAAUGACUUAGUGAAUUUUUGUAUAUUUUUCUUUAUUUUGUAUGUUAUAAUAAACCAUUUUAAUGGA